Messenger RNA from Macadamia integrifolia, 1056 nucleotides. RefSeq names its product pentatricopeptide repeat-containing protein At1g74600, chloroplastic-like. Gene Ontology annotation, molecular function: protein binding; RNA binding. Bases 1 to 1056 code for a protein of 351 amino acids. Gene Ontology annotation, biological process: RNA modification. NCBI's taxonomy places the organism in Eukaryota, Viridiplantae, Streptophyta, Magnoliopsida, Proteales, Proteaceae. The record is from RefSeq and is a predicted model, not a curated record. The transcript has 2 exons.
AUGCAGAAAAUCUUUUUCCCUUUUUUAAAAUACAAUUUCCAUUCGGAUAAUUCUGAAGCAGAUCUAGGCUUCACUGGGAUUUCAAAGGCAUCUAGCCGUUGCAGGGGAUAUAUGAAACAGUGUCGCCACAUUUUGAAAGUUUUGUUUAUUCUGAAGGAAACCACACGAGCUUUCUCUUUUAGAAAUCCGUUUCUCCACGGAAAACCUGCAAGCAAACCCCGCUUUCUGUGUUCCAUGGUCGUCCCAAGACCCCAACCAAAGGGUACCCAUAUCACCAACCCCUUCGUCCUCAUCUCAAUUCUGCGAAAUUCUGCUAGUUCUGGAUCCUUUCAGGUUGCGAAGAUGGUUCAUGCGUAUAUUGUGCGAACUGGGUUCAAAUCAGAUUUGUUGGUUUUCAACAAUCUGCUUCAUGUUUAUUGCAGAGAUGGUCUUAUGUUGGAAGCACUGAAAUUGUUCUACAAAAUGCCUGAAAGAGAUGUUGUCUCUUGGAAUACCAUGAUUUCUGGACUUGUUAGUUUGGGUUUUUUUAAUGAAGGGUUUUCGUUUUACCGUGAGAUGCGAAGGGUUGGAAUCGUUCCUAGUCAGUCGAGUUUUGCUUCUGUUCUGGUUGCUUUGACUGAGAUGGGUAGUCUGGUUAAUUGCAGACAAAUACAUGGAGAGUGUUUCAAAUAUGGGUUCUCAUCUAAUCUCCUUGUGGGAAAUGCUCUUUUGACAGCUUAUGUUAAGUGUGGUGACAUCAAGGGAACAAGAGACAUGUUUAAUGGAAUGAAAAAUUUUGAUGAAGCUUCAUGUGAAAUCUUAGUUAGAGGUUAUCUUCAACUAGGUAGCUUCAGUGAAGCUUUUGAUCUAUUCAGAAGUUCUCAUUUAAUAGGAAUACCCCUUAGUUGUUUUUCACUUACUAGCCUUAUAAGCUUCUGUGAAAGUGAACUUAUUGAUCAUGAAAUGCAAAUUCAUGGGUACAUUGUUAAGGUCGGGUUGGACUCCGAUGUUUCUGUAGUGAAUUCUCUUAUUGCAAUCCUUGAACGGUCUGUUAGAAGCUCUCCCCCACCACGAUGA